This is a messenger RNA of Fomitopsis serialis, 1677 nucleotides long. RefSeq names its product serine carboxypeptidase S28-domain-containing protein. Gene Ontology annotation, biological process: proteolysis. The coding region runs from base 1 to 1677 and encodes 558 amino acids. The transcript has 13 exons. The record is from RefSeq and is a predicted model, not a curated record. Gene Ontology annotation, molecular function: dipeptidyl-peptidase activity; serine-type exopeptidase activity. Lineage: Eukaryota; Fungi; Basidiomycota; Agaricomycetes; Polyporales; Fomitopsidaceae.
AUGCGGUGCUUUAUCGUGCUUGCUGCCGCCUCCUUGGCCUCUGUCUCUGCCGCAUUUCCGGAUUCAAGCUCCUUUCGCGCAUUCGGUCCGCAGGGUAUCAAUCUAUGGAAGCUGGAUGUAGCAAGGGAGAAGCACAGCCAAAAGCUCCUUGUAGAUCACUCUAUAGACUCCCAGACGUCCGGACAGCUCCCUUUAUCUGCAGCGCCGAACCAGGAGUUUCCGGAGCACUAUUUCACUCAGCCUCUUGACCACUUUUCGAACAGUUCUCACACCUUUGGCCAGCGCUACUGGAUUAACACUCGGCACUACAAGCCAGGCACUGCCGCCCCAGUCAUUGUCCUCGAUGGCGGAGAGACAUCAGGGGAGGACCGAAUCCCGUUCUUGGACACUGGCAUCGUCGAGAUACUUGCUAGAGCCACAGGUGGUGUAGGCGUUGUAUUGGAACACCGCUACUAUGGGAACUCCGUGCCCGUGGAGAACUUCACGACAGACUCCCUGAGAUGGCUUAAUAAUGAACAAUCGGCCGCUGAUUCCGCCUACUUCAUGGCCAAUGUAAAGUUCCCUGGGGUUGACGAGGACCUCACUGCCCCUAGUCACCCUUGGAUUUACUACGGAGGGUCUUAUGCCGGUGCGCGUGCGGCGCACAUGAAGAUUCUCUAUCCGGAUCUCGUAUAUGGCGCGAUUGCCUCCAGUGGUGUUACGCACGCGGAUUUCGAAAACUGGCGGUACAUGGAUAUAAUUCGGCGCGCCGCCGAACCAGAGUGCUCCGCCAAUCUCGUGCACUCCGUCGAGUUCAUCGACACCGUGCUCUCCAUCCCACACCUGCGCAUUGCGUUGAAGCAGCUCUUCGGCCUCAAAGAACUCGAGCAUGAUGAGGACUUUGUUUCGCUGUUGUCGAGCCCCAUGGGCUACUGGCAGGCGAAGGUGUGGGACCCGAGCGUCGGCAGCACGGGCUUUGAGGAGUUCUGCGCUGCUCUUAGUAAGCCGCUCGGAAGUGGAGACCUCACAGCGCAUGAGGUGAUCGGAUACAAUGUCGAGACUCAAAUGAUUGCACUACCAGGAGGCUUGAACGUACCGAAGGUGGUUUACAACUAUGCGCAAUUCAUCAAGGAGAACUACGUGUCUCGUUGCCCUGAGGGCACAUCGGUUGAUGAGUGCUUCGGCACUUACGACGACUCUGCCUUCCAAGAUACAUCCCUCGACGCGACGUGGAGACUCUGGCAAUUCCAAGUCUGUACUCAGUGGGGAUAUUUCUUCAACGCUCCCCCACCGGAGAUUCCGAGCAUCGUCUCACGCCGGCUUACUGUGGACUACGAGGCCAAGACUUGCAAGCAGGCUUACACACCGGGCGAGCACUUCAUUGUGCCUUCUAUGCCGAAUAUAACCGCUGUGAAUAUUCUCGGCGACUAUUACAUCGCUGCGGACAGACUGGCAAUCAUUGACGGCGAAGUCGACCCAUGGAGACCUGACACUCCUCAUGCGGACGAAGCUCCUCUCCGCGCAGAUACAAUCCUCCGUCCCUACAAGGUUAUCCCCGGAGGUGUUCAUCACUACGACGAGUACGGCUUGCGCGAUCUCUCAGCUGAGCCACCAGAGAUCGAGAAGAUCCAUCUGGAGAUGAUCGAGUUUGUGACGGAGUGGCUGAAGGAUUGGCAGCCUCCCAAGAGGAAGAGCUGA